CUCCAAUACAAACCCACUGUAAUUUAGCACUCGUCUUUAUGAGUCUCGACAAUUUCAUGUGUAGGCGUGAAUAAGGUGCAGACCGACUAAUUUUCCGGGUGUGUAGAAGGGGCGGAAUCUUGAACCCGUGAGUUAGGGUGGCAGUAGCUCGCGAUUCAAUAAUCCGAAUCCGUCCAAUUCAUAUUGACUAUAUACCGCCUCUCCUGGAGAGUCUGGCAGAUAAGGUAUGUCGAACUAUCAGCACAGCAUUUAAUGAAGAUGACAAAGAUGAUAAACCAGAUUUUGGAGAAUAUAGUGCCUUCGGCGCCGACGAAGAAGCCCCUGGACGCCCAGGCUACAGGCUGGAGGGAGAACCUCGACGACGACGACCGUGCCGUUAUUGCGCUGCGAAACUUGAUCUUCGAUAUCUGUAACCAGAAUGGCGGCGGGCACGGCGGCUCUGCUAUCGGCAUGGCUGCCAUUGGUGUUGCCCUGUACAAGUACACGAUGCGUUACAAUCCUUCGAACCCGGAGUGGUUCGACAGGGAUCGCUUCGUUCUCUCUAAUGGACAUACCGCGAUGUUCUUGUACGCCUUGAACCAUCUCGUCGGUUAUGACGCCUGGACAAUGGACCAGAUCAAGGGUUACGGUAGUGCGAAGAUGAACGGUUACAGCACCAUGUGCCACGCCCACCCAGAAAUUGAGGAACCAGCAGUGGAGAUCACCACGGGACCGCUAGGCCAGGGUAUCGCUAAUGCCGUCGGGCUUGCUGUAGCCUCCAAGAACCUCGCAGCGCGCUUCAACCGGCCGAGCUUCGACGUCGUCAGCUCUCGUGUGUACUGCAUGACUGGAGAUGGCUGCCUGAUGGAAGGAGUCGCGCUCGAGGCCAUAUCACUAGCUGGAAGCUUGCAACUGGAUAACCUCGUUUUGAUAUACGACAACAAUCAGGUGACUUGCGACGGUCCUCUUGAUUGGAUCAACGUCGAGGAUGUCAACGCCAAAAUGCGCGCAUGCGGGUGGCAUGUUCUCGAGGUUGCCGACGGUUCAUACGAUGUCCAGGCCCUAGUUUCAGCACUCCGUUAUUCAGAGACCCUGGGUGGGAAACCCGUGUUUAUAAACAUCCGCACCGUCAUCGGGCUAGGCACCUCCAAUGCAGGAACUUACAAAGCCCACCACGGCACCUUUGAUGCAGAGAGCGUUGCUCUUUCGAAGCGCCUAGCUGGUCAGGAUCCCUCAAUGACACAUCAGAUCUCACCCGCCGCCCUAGAAUACUUCAGAGAGAGAAAACAACGCGGCCAGAAGCUACAAGGCGAGUGGGACGACCUAAUCCGCAGUUACCAGUUGGCACACCCGGACCUAGCCAAGGAGUUCCAUAUGAGACAAACAGGAGACAACGGGGAUGAGUGGCGGAAGAUGCUCGAGACGAUAGACUCGGAGGCUUUCCGGGGCCAAGCAACACGUGAGGUUAACGGUUCCAUUAUCGAGAGCAUGUGGAAAGCCCAUCCAGCCCUUUUCGGAGGUGGUGCCGAUCUAGUCAACUCCAACAAGGUUCCUUAUGAGGCGUCCGAGGUAUUCCACCCAUCCGUGGGCUAUAAAGGCCGCUAUUUGCGUUACGGCAUCCGUGAACAUGCUAUGGCAGCUAUCUCCAAUGGUAUCGCGGCUUACAAUCCGGGCACAUUCCUACCUAUCACAGCUACAUUCUUUAUGUUUUUCCUCUACGCCGCUCCGGGAGUCCGCAUGGGUGCCCUUUGCCAUUUGCCCGUUAUCCACCUCGCAACGCACGACUCCUUCGCCGAGGGCCAAAACGGUCAGACUCACCAGCCUAUCGAACUGGAUUCCCUGUACCGUGCUAUGCCUAACCUGACAUACAUGCGACCGUGCGACCCUGAGGAGACCAUCGGCGCCUGGCUGCUCGCGCUCUCGAAGACUACGGGUCCGUCCCUGCUUUCGCUCGGCCGUGACCCCGUCGGCCCUGUGCCGAACACAAACCGCUUAAAGGUCGCCAAGGGCGCGUACGUCGUCAAGGAGGCCGAUAAUGCGCAGCUCACUCUUGCUAGCUGUGGGACCAAUAUGCACUAUGCCGUCGCGGCGGCCGAGAGUCUGUCCGCCUCAGGGAUUCCGACGCGAUUGAUCAGCGCUCCGAGCUUCGAUCACUUUGACGAACAAGACAGGGCUUACCGCGAGUCGGUGUUCCCGCUGGAUGGCACGCCUAUUGUAAGUGUCGAGGAGUAUGUUGCGACGACCUGGGCGCGGUACGUGACGGCAAGCAUUGGAAUGACCGGGUUUGGAUACUCGGCUUCGAAUGCCAGUAACUAUGACAGAUUCCGGUUAGAUGCAAAGGGAAUAGAGGCUAGGGUCAGGGAUUAUCUAAAGGAUUUGGCUGGUGGUGAUGCUAGGAGGGCAGGAUGGCGUGCAAUAUAGAUCUGGUGAGGGGUUUGCACCUUAGUUUGAUAGUACUAUCUAGUAAAAAUAUCUUCGAUUGCGAGGAUAACCUGUUCUAGUAGUGUAAUAGAAGUCUCUGCACUU
Molecule: messenger RNA, 2505 nt
Organism: Pseudogymnoascus verrucosus
Lineage: Eukaryota; Fungi; Ascomycota; Leotiomycetes; Thelebolales; Thelebolaceae
Exons: 3
Coding region: 253-2400 (715 amino acids)
Biological process (GO): pentose-phosphate shunt
Cellular component (GO): cytosol
Molecular function (GO): transketolase activity
Source: RefSeq, a predicted model, not a curated record